AUGGACCCUGUCCUCCCAGCUCAGCGGAGACCACGAGAGAAGGCGGCAGCGACUACAGGAGCCGGUCGCUGUCUACCAAGCAAAAUGAGUUCUGGGCGGCGCCCACCUCCAGCUCGAGUACGUGUGGCCGUGCGACUGCGGCCCUUUGUGGAUAGGACAGAGGGAGCACGUGAUACGCCCUGUGUCCGAGGUCUGAACAGCUGCUCUCUGGAGAUUGCCAACUGGAGGAACCAGCAAGAGACUCUCAAAUACCAGUUUGAUGCUUUCUAUGGGGAGGGGAGCUCUCAACAGGACAUCUAUGGUGGUUCAGUGCAGCCCAUCCUGAGGCAUUUGCUGGAAGGACAGAAUGCCAGCGUGCUGGCCUAUGGGCCUACAGGGGCAGGGAAGACACACACGAUGCUGGGCAGCCCAGAGCAGCCAGGGGUGAUCCCCAGAGCUCUUAUGGACCUCCUGCAGCUCACAAGGGAGGAGGGUGCUGAGGGCCGGCCUUGGGCGCUCUCCGUUACCAUGUCCUACUUAGAGAUUUACCAGGAAAAGGUACUAGAUCUCUUAGAGCCGGCGUCGGGAGACCUGGUAAUCCGAGAAGACUGUCGGGGGAACAUCCUGAUUCCAGGCCUCACACAGAAGCCCAUAACUAGCUUCGCUGAGUUUGAGCGGCACUUUCUACCUGCCAGUCGAAAUCGGACUGUCGGAGCCACCCGGCUCAACCAGCGCUCCUCCCGCAGCCAUGCUGUGCUCCUGGUCAAGGUCGAUCAGCGGGAACGAUUUGCCCCAUUCCGCCAGCGGGAGGGAAAACUCUACUUGAUUGACUUGGCUGGCUCCGAGGACAACAGGCGCACAGGCAACAAGGGCCUGCGGCUAAAGGAGAGCGGUGCCAUCAACACUUCCCUCUUUGUGCUGGGCAAGGUGGUAGAUGCACUGAACCAGGGCUUCCCUCGAGUGCCCUACCGGGACAGCAAGCUCACUCGCCUGCUGCAGGACUCCCUGGGUGGCUCAGCCCACAGCAUCCUCAUUGCCAACAUUGCUCCUGAAAGACGCUUCUACCUCGACACGGUCACUGCGCUCAACUUCGCUGCCAGGUCUAAGGAGGUGAUUAACCGGCCUUUCACCAAUGAAAGCCUGCAGGCUCCCGUUUUGGGACCUGUUAAACUGUCCCAGAAAGAACUGCUGGGUCCACCAGAGGCGAAGAGAGCCCGAGAACCUGAAGAGGAGGAGGCUGAAACCCCUGACCCCCCAGAAGCUCCAGCUUCAGGCUCUCAGAGUCUCAGUCUCCUGCAGAAGCUAAGCAACAUGGACCCCGCCGUGCUGGAGCGCCUCGUAAACUUGGAUCGUCUGCUAGGCUCCCAGGGGAGUAAGGGGGCGUCCCUGCUGAACACUCCGAAACGAGAGCGAAUGGUACUCAUGAAGACCGUGGAGGAGAAAGACCUGGAGAUUAAAAGGCUCAAAAUGAAGCAAAAAGAACUGGAAACCAAGGUGCUGGCCCAAGAGGCUGUGGAUCCAAAAGAUAAGGAGAAUAUCUCUCCCAAGAUGCUCCGGCCCCUUUCCUGCCGCACAACCACCGAGACUGAGCCCCUAAAGAAAGCAGUGGUGAUCCCCUUACAACUGUUGCAGAAGCAGGCAGCUUCUCCACAUACUGAGGUCCAUAUCCUGAAGAAGAGAGGCCGGAAACGGAAGCUGGAGCACCAGGAUGCCUCCAAACCGGAGGAAAAACUUGAAGAGGUUUGGGAGCCAGAGAUUAGCCCAGAGCUACUGGCCCUUGGGCGUCAAAAAAUCUUGGAAUUGCUAAACAAAGGCUCAGCCCGGGACCUACGCAGUCUGCAGCGCAUUGGCCAGAAGAAGGCCCAGCUCAUCGUGGGCUGGAGGGAGCUGCAUGGCCCCUUCAGCCAGGUGGAGGACCUGGAACGUGUGGAAGGCAUAUCUGGGAAACAGAUGGAGUCCUUCCUAAAGGCGAAUAUCCUGAGCCUCGCCGCGGGCCAGCGCAGUUGCCCCUCCUGA
Molecule: messenger RNA, 1995 nt
Organism: Elephantulus edwardii (Cape elephant shrew)
Lineage: Eukaryota; Metazoa; Chordata; Mammalia; Macroscelidea; Macroscelididae
Gene: KIF22
Product: kinesin family member 22
Exons: 14
Coding region: 1-1995 (664 amino acids)
Biological process (GO): DNA repair; mitotic spindle organization; microtubule-based movement
Molecular function (GO): microtubule binding; DNA binding; ATP binding
Source: RefSeq, a predicted model, not a curated record